AUGGCCGAAUCCGAAACCGCAGAUGCGCCGGCAGAUGCGCCCGUGAAUGAGCCGGUGCAGUCGAUCGAAGUCGAGCCUAGCGUCAAGGAGGAGGAUGCAGCUGACGAUAAAUCCGACAAUGAUGGCGACGGCGCGGAAGAAGCUGAGAACCCGCCCGGAGAAGGACAGGAGGAACCUCCCGUCUCUCUUGAACAGUACAGGGCAUUGAAGAACAUCACAGAUGUCUUGUCAAACUACAAGAUCAAAGUCAAAGACGAGGACUACUACCCUGCGCAGCUCUUCAGACGCAAGCCCAACAGACGGGUCCUACCAGAUUACCACGAAAUCAUCAAGGACCCUGUGGCUAUCAGUACUCUUAAGCAGAAGAUACAACGAAAGCAAUACACAGGCAUCCCUGAGUUCGUCCGCGAUUUUGCCUUGAUCGUCCACAAUGCGCAGGUGUACAACAGACCGAAUUCCGCUCCCGUGCGCGAUGUCCUUCUCUUGCAGUCAGUCUUCAAGGAGGAACUGAAGAAAAUGGUGGAUGAAGGCUUGAUCCAAGAAGAGGAAACAGUCUUUCCAGACCUCGGAGAAAUCCCCGAUGCGACCCCCGAGCCGAGCCCGGUGUCCGACGAUGACGAUGAGGACGAAGACGACGACGACGACGAAGACGAUUCUGACGAUGAUCGCAGAAAGAGAAGACGGAAAAGCGGGCGUCCGAGCAUCUCAGGACGGAAGGGUCGCGACGAAGACGACGAGAGACGCGACGACGGCGAUCUUCGAAAGCGACGAGGACGACCUCCCAAGGUGGACACGCCCAUGGAGGCUCGAAUCAAAGCCAUCCUCAAGGGCCUCCGCAAGCCGAAAGACGAUGAUAACAACCUCAAAAUCCGUCAUUUCGAGCGAUUGCCCGACAAGAUGGAGUAUCCGGCGUAUUUCGUUGAGAUUAAAGAACCGAUCGCCCUCGACACUAUCAAGAAAAAGUCCAAAAGAAAGAAGUACCAGUCACUGGAACAUUUCAUGAUGGAUCUUGAUCUUCUCUUCAACAAUGCCAAGAAGUUCAACGAGGACGGCAGUGAGAUCUACCAGGAUGCGGUCGACCUCCACGCAGAAGCAAAGAGGUUGUUCGAAAUUGAAAAGGCCAAACCCGACGAGGAAUACCUCAUGGAAGACGGUCGAAGACCCUUACCGGCUGGUAUCCUUCACAAAAACGAAAUCUGGAAGGUCGGUGACUGGGUUCAUAUCCAGAACCAGAACGACGUGACCAAGCCGAUAGUUGCCCAGAUUUACCGGACCUGGGAGGAUCCUGAAGGACAGAAGUGGAUCAAUGCGUGCUGGUACUACCGACCAGAACAAACGGUGCAUCAGUAUGAGAAGCAUUUCUGGCCGAACGAGGUGGUCAAGACAGGUCAGUACCGAGACCAUCGGAUCGAGGAGGUGAUCGACCGUUGUUUUGUCAUGUUCUUCACCCGAUACACUCGUGGCAGACCUCGAAACCUCGGUCUCUCGAAGGAGGUCUAUGUCUGUGAAGCCCGGUACAACGAGGAGAAGCACAGAUUCAACAAGAUUAAGACGUGGGCCAGCUGCUUACCUGACGAGGUGCGAGACAAGGACUAUGAGAUGGAUUUGUUUGAUGCGCCUCGAAAGAUCAAGAAAGUGCCCAGCCCACUCAAACACCUCUUGAAGGACGAGAUGAAGGAGACGGAUGGGAUCCCUUCUCCUCAAUGGGGCCAUCCCAAUGCUCCGCCCAUUGUGGGCGGAAUUCACAAACAUGCCCGCGACGAGAAUCAAUCACCGCCACCCGAACCCACACCUCCGCCUCCUACACCUCCAGCACCAAUUGCGAGACAACCCUCGCUGAGCACUGUUGUCAAUAUGGCAGCACGUCCCCUAACCAAUGGCGCCGGAACUCACGCUCCGGCGAGUCUACAAUCACAGAUGACACGCCCAUCGCCCUCUUUGACGCCAAGUUCAUUCCAACACCAGUCGAUCUCACCAGCUCCUCAAUAUGGCCGACAGACGUCUUAUCAACCAUCACAGUCGCAUCCCCACGCAACCAUUGCUCCCCAGACCCCAGCCUCGCAGCAAUCACAUCAUCCUUAUAAUCCACAUCCCCAAAUCCACCCGCAGCCGGCAUUGACUCCCGCUCACUCGACCACUCCUGCCCCGGGAAUAUACAGUCGCCCGCCUCAAGUUCAACCGGCGGCUGUGGCCCCCACGGCCGCUCCUCCGUCAUAUGCACCCUUUACUUCCACAGCAGCCAAUGUUUACCCCGACCAACGCUUCGCCGAUGUCUUUGUGCUCUCUGACACAGCCAACGAAUCGAUCCCGAAACAUAUCCGCGACCAAUUCCCCCAAGACGAUCAAGGACGCGUGUUGUUCUUCAAGAAGCCGCCUGUCCUGCACGAUUUGACCGUCAGAGGGCGAGAUGGCCAACCGUUGCGGCACACCGAGAAAUAUCUCCUGGCUAAGAAAGAGAAGGAACGGUUGAGGGAGGAGAGGAAACGGGCUAGAGCAGAAGCCGAGAAGGCAGAGAAAGACGCGAUGAAGCGAGCACGGAUUUCCGUCUGA
This is a messenger RNA of Fonsecaea erecta, 2550 nucleotides long. RefSeq lists its product as hypothetical. Gene Ontology annotation, biological process: chromatin remodeling. Gene Ontology annotation, molecular function: protein binding; chromatin binding. Gene Ontology annotation, cellular component: RSC-type complex. Bases 1 to 2550 code for a protein of 849 amino acids. The transcript has 3 exons. Lineage: Eukaryota; Fungi; Ascomycota; Eurotiomycetes; Chaetothyriales; Herpotrichiellaceae. The record is from RefSeq and is a predicted model, not a curated record.